UUUCUUGGCUUUAUAUCCUGGUCUCCACUAGUCUUUGGAUCAUUCACUUGUUGCUUCCUUCCACAGAAAGAAGCGCUCUUGCCCAUCAUUAUCUUGGACUCUCCCGAGAAUUGGUACGUUUCGGGAGAGACGGAUCGAUCGAGUUCUAAAAAGAAUCUGCAUCGUGUUAACAUCUCAAAAAUGGCUUUUCGGUGGAACUUCUGGAUUAUGAUCGUAACAGGGAUUGUCUCGUGUCUAAUCGCCAGUGCCUUAUCCAUGGAACCAUCGGACCAUGAGGAGCAUACAGACUUUGAAAGGUCGCGGCGAAUUCCAUACAUGUACCCUCAACAAUACCGUUCAGGGCCUUUCUUUGAAUACGACAAUGAGGACGAGGAUGAUAAUCCCAAAGAAGAGGAAUUGGUCCGUCAACUUCGGAUUCCUUAUUACUAUCCCAAAUAUGGUGGAGCUAUGAAUUAUUUCAAGCGGUUUCGCGACAACCCUCAAGAAAAGAAGCGUUCUCUGAAGAAACGAGGGAUCCCGUACUUUUAUCCAAACAUGAAAUACAACUUCUGGCCAGAAUAUAAACGCUUCAUGCCAGCUGCCCUGAAACGAACCACCAAACGAAAUUUGGGCCAGAUCUUUUCCGAAGACCUGUCUGCUUUUGGAUACGACAAAAGAUCACCCUGGGAGGACGAUAAGGAAUUUUUGGAGGAAUGGGAAAAUUCUUUGGCUUCAUCAGAUGAGAACCAAGAGGAACGCAAGCGUAAAAGGAAGCGAGUGGUCGUUUGAGGUUCUGGAAUGCGAGAGAAGGCUUUCUAAUGACAAAUAACGCCCUUCUUACCUUAUUAACCUCGUUAUAACCACUUCUUGCUGUUGCCCUUUUGAAAAAACUCUUGGUUGCACCACACAUAUCACAACCAAGUCAAUUAUCUCGAUUAGCUUACACGGAUUAUCAUUACGUUCUCCCUUUUAUAGCUAAUGCACUCACGGAAGGGACUAUUCUUGGCAAAGUUAUUCACUUUUACUUUAUCCACGUGCACAGUUUCAAAUAAAUCAGGCGGUUAAAUAAAACAGACCGACAUGGCAAAAA
Messenger RNA from Tigriopus californicus, 1069 nucleotides. RefSeq lists its product as uncharacterized. The transcript has 6 exons. Lineage: Eukaryota; Metazoa; Arthropoda; Copepoda; Harpacticoida; Harpacticidae. The coding region runs from base 181 to 768 and encodes 195 amino acids. The record is from RefSeq and is a predicted model, not a curated record.